GUAAAGAGGGUUUUAGGAUUGACUGAAACUUGCCUUCUGGAAAGAGAUCCACAAACGUACUCAAUUGCAACACUCAGGCCUUUAUCCUCUAUUUAUGCAUUGAUACGCCAUCCCGAUAAUCCUCAAAAAUUCUUAAUAGAAUAUGUAAUGGGUCAAGUCCGUUCCUACACAUCUACUGACAGAGAUGCCCUUUUAGCGACACUAUUGGACGGUGUAAGAGCUUCUGGUAACUGUGAUAUCCAUGUCAAAAUGCAGCCUACGUGUAGGGGACAGCGCUAUGGUCCAUUUUAUCAGCCUGUUGAUGAAGAAAUAGAAACAAACCAUUUGCGUUUCCUAGUUUCAUUGCCAGUUCGCUGGGAUUUUAGUAGAGCUGUUUUUCAAUUUAACAACAAUGUAUCCUACAGAGGACUCAUUAACUCAAACAUUCAAGAAAAUAAAGAUAAACUCAUCCAGCCAGCACUGAUGGCCCUCUUAGAAAAAGAUGGUGACUCAGAAUCUUGCUCACCAGAAGUGUUGGAAGCUCAGUUUCAAUGCAUCAGGCGUUUAGUUGCAUCAAAAGUAGGAUUUGCCACUUUUACCAUGGUCCCUACGUUUAGAGAAAAAUUAGGAGUGAAAGUUGUUAAAGCUCUGAAGCGUGGUGAUACCGGCGUAGCUCAUGCCAGUGUUGAUAUGCUCUGUGCCCUUAUGCAACCCAUGCAUGAUGAUUAUGAUUUGAGACAAGAGCAGCUUAACAAAAGCUCUUUACUCUCUUCAAAAAAGUUCCUUGAAAGCUUGUUGGAAAUGUUUGUGGAACACACUGCAAAAGGAACUGGUGCUCUUGUUGUAUCAUCUAUGUUAGACUUUUUGACCUUUGCUCUCUGUGCCCCCUAUAGCGAGACAACAGAUGGGACUCACUUUGAUACUCUUUUGACUCUAGUGGCUGAUUAUGGUAGACAGCUGUUUCGUCUAUUCCAGCAUACUUCUUUGGCUAUAGUGAAAGGUGCUGGAUUGCUGAUGAAAGCUAUAAUUGAGGAAGGUGAUGCAGAAAUAUCGGCUAAAAUGCAAGAUUUGUCAUUGGCUGAAGGAGCGUUACCUCGCCAUCUACAUAUUGCUAUGUUUACUAAUAGCACAGACACGCGGCUACUAACAAUGCAACAGCUUUCGCGCCAUUUAGUCGGAUUGUGGGUAACUGGCCACCCCACAGCCAUUGGAUUAUUAAAAAGAAUAUUACCUGCUGGAUUACUCUCUUAUUUGGAUUCUGCAGAAAAGGUUCCAUUCAAAUCAACUGACUAUAUAAACAUCAGAGAUAAUUUGCAAAUAGCUAAUGAUCAAAGCCAAAACGAGAAGAAAAAUAUUCCACAAACUUUGCAAGAGUUGGAAAAAAUAAUCGAAAAACAAUUACAGUUUGUAUUAGAACAUUGGCGAACAAAAAUGGGCUUGCCAAAAAAGGAGCUGAAUAUUGGAACAUCUUGUGUUCCAGAGGAUAGAAUUCAGCGGCCUAUCGUUCUAAGAAAAAGACGGGAGAGAGUAAAAAAUGAAGCUAACUGGCAAAUGUUUUAUCAUCAAUUUAAUCAAGAUCAUAUAAAACCUGAUUUAAUAUGGAAUUAUAAAACGAGAGAAGAGUUGAAAGAUGCUCUAGAAAAAGAGAUGAGAGAUUUCAAUUCCUGUCGUGAGCUUGGACGAACCGUUACAAUUUCAUGGAAUCAUGUGGAGUUUGAAGUGCAGUACCCCUCUUUGAUGGAAGAGGUCAAAAUUGGUGAUUAUUAUUUGAGACUUCUUCUUGAGGAGGAUGAGAAAGACACAUCAGGAUCUUCUUACAUCAAGAAAUCGUAUGAAUUUUUCAACGACUUGUAUCAUCGAUUUUUGCUAUCGCCCAAGCCAGCUAUGAAGUCCAUGUGUUUACAAGCCAUGGCCAUAGUAUAUGGACGUCAUUUUGACGAUAUUGGUUGCUUUAAUGAUACUAAGUUUAUCAUUAACAUGCUAGAUCGGAGUACGGAUAAACUAGAAAGAGACAGGCUUGUGCUAUUCAUAGGAAAACUAAUACAUGACAAGAGAAAUGUGAAGGAAAUAAUGGAUUCUAAUGGUUUGAGAAUAUUAGUUGACCUUUUGACCCUUGCUCACCUGCAUACAAGUCGUGCGACUGUGCCCACUCAGACAAAUGUAAUUGAAGCUUCUCCUGAGCAAAUGCAAAUGACUGAAAAAGAAUGGUAUUACCGAAAUGCUGAAAAAGAAAGGCAUGGUCCCUUUGGAUUCAACGAGAUGAAAGAGCUCUAUGCAGAUGAAGUUAUUACACCCAAGACAAGGUGUUGGGCCCAGGGAAUGGAAGGCUGGAAACCUGUUCAUGCUAUUCCGCAACUGAAGUGGUGUCUGAUGGCAACAGGAACAGCGCUCAUGAAUGAAAGUGAUCUAGCCAAUGAGAUUCUAAGAAUGCUGAUCAAAAUUUGUGAAUAUUUUCCCAGUCGUGAUUUAGAUGAGGCAAUAAUACGUCCUCUGCCUAAAGCUAAACGUCAGCUCUCUGAUGCUACUUGUUUGCCUCACAUUGUACAGCUGCUGCUGACUUUCGAUCCCCUUUUAGUUGAGAAAUGUGCCGUUCUUUUGACUCAUGUUAUGCAACACAAUACUGACAUAUCAAAACUCUACCAAACUGGAUUCUUCUUCUUCAUCCUCAUGUACACCGGAUCCAAUCUGUUGCAGAUCGGUUCCCUUCUCCAGAUGUCACACUCCUGCCAAUCUUUCCGCUGCGAGGAGAAUAAAGCAUCUUCUAUCAUGCAACGCAGUAUUCUUGGACAACUGCUUCCUGAAGCUAUGGUUUGCUACUUAGAAAACCACGGGGCUGAAAAAUUUGCACAAAUAUUUCUGGGGGAAUAUGACACCCCUGAAGCAAUAUGGAAUAAUGAAAUGAGGCGUCUCAUGAUUGAGAAGAUAGCUGCUCACAUUGCUGACUUCACUCCUCGUUUGCGUUCCAACACUAAAGCUCUCUAUCAGUAUUGUGCAAUACCCAUCAUUCAGUAUCCUCAAUUAGAAAAUGAACUAUUUUGCAAUAUCUACUACCUCAGGCAUUUGUGUGAUACGCAAAAAUUUCCAAAUUGGCCCAUAAUGGAUCCUGUGAAAUUGCUAAAAGAUGUUCUUGAAGCUUGGAAACAAGAAGUUGAAAAGAAACCACCCAUCUUAUCUGUAGAUGAAGCUUAUGAAACAUUAGGCCUCAAAAGAGAAGACCAGCCAGAAGAGAAUAUGAUUCGGAAAGCGUACUUCAAGCUGGCUCAGAAAUAUCACCCUGAUAAGAAUUCUGAUGGAAGAGAAAUAUUUGAAAACGUGAAUAAAGCCUACGAGUUUUUGUGUAGUAAGUCGUCCAGACAAUGUGAAGGGCCCGAUCCGCAUAAUGUCGUUCUCAUUUUAAAGACCCAGACGAUUCUUUUUAGUCGACACAAAGAGGAUUUGCAUCCUUAUAAAUACUCUGGCUAUCCUAUGCUGGUCAAGACAAUAAAGUUGGAAACAAAUGACUCCCAGUUAUUCUCGAAGAGUGCCCCUCUUUUAGCCGCUGCUGCAGAAACCGCUUAUCACACUGUCAAUUGUUCUGCACUCAAUGCUGAAGAGCUGAGAAGAGAAUCUGGCCUGGAGGCAUUGCAAGAAUCAUUUUCUCGUUGUGUCGGAGUACUGAGUCGGUCGUCUACAGAGGACGACCUUGCUACCCAAGUCUGCAUGCACAUUGCACGAUGCUUUUCUGUUGCCGCUCAAUUUAGAGGGUGUCGAGAGAGGAUGAUUGAAAUGCCAGACAUGAUUCGUGAUUUGUGCAGAAUACUGUAUUUCAAUCACCUUACCAAAUUGUGCAGUGUUGUGGUAGAGUGUAUCAGUGUCCUCUCCCUCAGCGACGCUCUUCAAGCUCAUCUUUAUCAGGCGGGGGUCCUCUUCCAUCUCCUCAUCUUCCUCUUUAGCUAUGACUUCACUUUGGAAGAGGGGGGAGUACAGAGAGAUGAGGAAUCCAACAAACAGGAAAUUUCUAAUCGUCUAGCAAAGUUGAGUUUGCGUGCACUGAGCAGAUUGGGUGGAUACGGAAGUGAAGAAGACGCAACUCCGAAGAACGAUGCGGUUCACAUGUCCUUGACGGCAAUGCUAACACCCUAUUUGGUGAAUCAGCUUGGACAAUGCAAUGCAGCUGAAGUGUUGAAAAUAUUAAACAGCAAUACUGAAAAUCCAUACCUGAUUUGGAACAAUACAACUCGAGCUGAAUUAACAGAGUAUUUAGAAAAUCAACGCAAAGAUAAAAUACGGUCAGGAGAAUGUGAUCCUUCAUUUGGGGGUGACUUCAAAUUUUCUGCUCACAGUUCUGAGCUCAUUAUUGGUGGAAUCUUCAUACGUGUCUAUAAUGAGCAACCAAAUUUUUCUCUCCAAAAUCCAAAGCACUUCACUCUGGAACUCUUAGAUUAUUUGUGUUCUCAAGCGCAAUACCUUUAUUCCCUCAUGUCCCUUCAAUCAUCUGGUAUUAAGACUGAAACCAACCAGGCUCGGCUGAAAAGUGUUGAAAAUGCUCUUCAAGCACUUAGUAAUGUUAUAAAGAACAAUCCAGGUGUUGAAAUGCAGUGCAUUGGUCACUUUAAACUUCUUUUUAGCUUGCUUCGACUUGACAACUGCUCUUCUGUUCAGGCUUUAGCUAUCGAUGUAAUUGCUGGUGUUACUGGCAAUCAGGAAUGUGUGAAUGAUAUUGCUGCUAGUGAUGUUCUCGUUUAUCUCUUACUAAUCCUACAUUCCUUUAAAAUUACUUCUAGUCAAAUAACUGUGUUAGAAAUUCUUUUACCGCUGAUGUCAAAUGGCAAAUUAGUCAAAGAUGCAAUGAAUAAAGGUGCUGUGAUAUAUCUCUUAAAUCUUUUUUGUAAUGCAUCGUCGCCUGAUAUUCGUGAGCUAACAGCUGGCCUGUUAGCCAAAAUGACAUCGGAAAAACUGUUUGGGCCGAAAAUUCGACUGACUCUUUUGAAGUUUUUGCCAUCCCUUUUCAUUGAUGCCGUAAAAGAUUCUCCAGAAACUGCUGUUCACAUGUUUGAAGGAACCCAAGAAAAUCCAGAAUUGAUUUGGAAUGAUGAAUCACGGGAAAAUCUGUGCUCUAUUGUUGAAGAAAUGGCAAAUGAGCACUACAAAGUUCAAAAGGAUGAUCCUCAAAUUCAAUGGAAAGCUCCAAACGAGUCCUGCUUUGCCAUACCCGAAAGCCAAGUGGCCGGAGUUUAUCUACGUCUGUUUCUUCAGAAUCCCAAUUGGGUCCUUCGAAAGCCGAAGGAGUUUUUGACUGAGCUUUUGGAUAGACUCACCGAAACCAUGUCCAAGGACAGUGUAAAUAGUGAACUCCUGGAAACUUUAACUCAAGCAUUAGUGUGCCUCCUGACAGCUCAGCCAUCCCUUCUUGACCAAGUACCAGCUCUGGGACACAUACCUCGCAUUUUACAGAUCAUGUCCAGGCCUAACGAUGAAAUUGCCAGCUCCUGUCUCCAAAUUGUUCGACAAUUUUCAAAUUCCGAUAAUUGUAUUAAGUGUCUCUCUCAAAGUAAUUUCAUAAUUCCUAUGAUAAAAGCCAUAAAACGACGAAAUGAUCUUGUUGGAGUGGCCUGUGAAGCUCUUAACAACACCUUUCAACAUUCCAAUGACGACCUUAUGCUUCAGGCUGUUGAGGCUAAACUUGUGCCAUUUUUAUUAGAUUUGCUUGAAAAGAAAUUAGAAGGGAAUAGUUCAGCUGUGAAGGCACAGAUUGUUCAAGCUCUGAAAUCCAUGUGUCUAUCUCUACAGCACGGCAAUCAAAUAAGUGAACAGUUGGAGAAAUCAGAAAUAUGGGCAGAAUACAAAGACCAGAAGCAUGACCUUUUUAUCAGUGAAACACAAACCGGUGGAUAUCUUACAG
Parasteatoda tepidariorum (common house spider) is the source of this 5860-nucleotide messenger RNA. RefSeq names its product receptor mediated endocytosis 8 (gene Rme-8). Gene Ontology annotation, biological process: regulation of early endosome to late endosome transport; receptor-mediated endocytosis; endosome organization. Gene Ontology annotation, molecular function: protein binding. Gene Ontology annotation, cellular component: endosome membrane. Lineage: Eukaryota; Metazoa; Arthropoda; Arachnida; Araneae; Theridiidae. The record is from RefSeq and is a predicted model, not a curated record.